GCUCGGCCGAUGUAGUGGAUAUGGACAUUGACUCGCCCUACUCGCCCGACUCGCCCAACUCGCCCGACUCGCGCGAGGGCGACGACCUGUUCGAGCCGCCGCGGCCGGCGCGCGGCGCUCCGCCGCCGGCUGGUCGCUCGCGCCGGAUGGACCCCAAGGAUCGGUUCGAAGCUCUGUUUGGCACGAGCCACGCCAAGGGCGCGGGCAAGGCGCCGCCCGGCAAGACGGCGGGCAAGGCGGCCCCGUCCGGCCGCCGCCCUGCCGCGCGUGCACGGCCCGCCAAGCGACCUGCUGGUAAGGGUGGUUCGUCUACUGCGACCUCCGCCGCCGCCGAAGGGGAGGAGGGCCUCAAGGUCAUUGACGACGUACCAAACUCGGCCGUGGAGAUGCAGGUAAAGGAGAAGUUCCUGAAGAAGCUGAACCGACAGGAGCGGGUCAUCGAGGAGGUGAAGCUGGUGCUGAAGCCGUUCUACCACAAGCGCACCGUCACCAAGGAGCAGUACAAGGAGAUACUGCGCAAGUCCGUGCCGAAGAUCUGUCACAGCAAGUCGGGUGAGAUUAACCCGAAGAAGAUUCACUCGCUCAUCAUCAGCUAUGUGAAGAAGUGCAAAUAUGUCAACAAAAAGAACAACGUUGUGGUGCCCAACGCUAAUUCGUCUACGCCUGCGAAGACGAAAGUGUGACACACGUGACGCGCGGGACGUUGACGAAAUGAGUGCUUUUCAUUAGUGCUAUUUAUAUUGUGCAUUUGUUACUAGAUUUAUUGGUGCGUGUUUUGGACGUCGCAAGUCUCUGUGGCCGCCGCUGGGCGUAAACGUUUCGGCCAGGGCCAUGGUUUGAGAAUAGUGAUGAUUUUGACGGGCUGUGCGGCGCGCGCAUCAGUAACGGACCCGCGAACCGUGCCGCGUCGGACCGUGCAAGCCUCACCGGUCGUAUGUGCCCCUCCCCCCCCCCCCCCCGCCUCGCGACUCGGGCUAGCGCGCUCUCGGAUGAUGUGGACGGAGGGCAGCUCAGAAAGGCCAGGAAAUACAGUGUUGUACAAAUGAUGUGUUGAUGGGAGCGGGAGGUCGCCGUGGAUUGAUCUGUGUUGUGCCAUGGAGUGGCCUGGCGCUGGCAUGCAGCCAUGUUGGCUGAG
Molecule: messenger RNA, 1135 nt
Organism: Pollicipes pollicipes
Lineage: Eukaryota; Metazoa; Arthropoda; Thecostraca; Pollicipedomorpha; Pollicipedidae
Product: splicing factor, arginine/serine-rich 19
Exons: 4
Coding region: 21-683 (220 amino acids)
Source: RefSeq, a predicted model, not a curated record